Molecule: messenger RNA, 1137 nt
Organism: Cooperia oncophora
Lineage: Eukaryota; Metazoa; Nematoda; Chromadorea; Rhabditida; Trichostrongylidae
Source: the annotation of a GenBank genome assembly
AUGGCAGAGAAUGUUAAUGAAGGUGCUUCGAUGCCGUUGCAGUGGAAAAACAUCUACAUACUGCCGGAGCAUUCGCGUUUCAACGUUUCCAACAAGCAGAUUACGUUUUCGAUUGUAGAAGGACCUCAUCAUGGCACUCUAUAUUUGGACGGUCAGCCAUGUGCCGCGUUCGAUUAUAGCCAAUUACUCUCGCGAAGUGUCAUUUACAGACACGACGGAAGCGAGACCACUCAAGAUCAGCUGGAAUUUCAGCUGGACAUUAACGGUAAGAGAACGGAUUUCCCAUGGUUGGAUGCAACCACGUAUAUGCUGCGAAUUCGCAUCAAUCCCGUGAAUGAUCCACCUGAACUUAGUGGAACCAAGGGAGUACAUGUGAUCAAGAUAUCGGCUAAAGGAAGUCGAACGCUCACAUCUGAUCACAUCUUCUUUCGCGCAUCGGAUGAAUGCGUCCGUGUUCAAGUGGUAGAAGCACGAGGAGUUCAUCUACGCGUUGGAAAUGUUACCGCUACGGAAUUCACUCAACGACAAUCAUCACAAAGACUGAUACUCACAUUCCAUACAAUUAGCACACCUGUUGAAGUGCGCUUGAAGACAAACACCGGUGUUCGCCUUCUCCAUCACUCAUCAGCUCUCAUCACAUCACACAACCUCUCCUUUACUGCAUCGGUACCUGAUUUGCCGCUGUCGUUCUCUAUUGUUGGACUACCUGAUCAUGGUGUCGUCGAAUGCAGUCCAAAUGAUGGCCAUUUCGCUGUGUGCAGUACAUUCACUCAAGAGCAGGUGGAUCGAGGCCUUGUUCGAUUUCGCCACACGAGUAGCCACCAUCCAACCCAAGACAUGUUCAGUUUUCAGGUAGAAUCUGGAGAAUUCGUAUCGAUGAUUCAUAAUUUUCGGCUUAUGUUCAUCCCAAUGAAUGUUAAGGUGUUCAACAGAGAAGUGUUCAUGCUGAAUGGCACAGAGAUCGGUACGUUGAACCGAGCGAAUUUGUUCGCAUGGACAUUCCCAAAAAGCUAUCCAGCCGAGAAACUCGUCUAUCACAUCGAAGAACCACCGAAGUACGGUAUUUUAUCGCGAAGAAUCAAUGGUAAGAAGUCGCAGAGAAUUGUGUUUUCGUCACGAACUUCAACAAAGCGGUGA